AUGGCGCCACCUGUCCCCGUAUACUCAGCUGAAGAGACUCGGCUACAAUACAAAGAUCAGCUCGAGAACCCACAAAAGUAUCAAUGCCAUCUUAAGUCACUAACGCAGCAUGAAUGUACUUUCAAAGCAGGUACAGAUACAACCCUGCCUCAAUUCAUAUGCUUGCCCUUCAAAAGACUUUUCCAGAGAUGUCUAAUACCAACUUUGGAACAAAAGAAUGGUAAGAAGAUUCGAGCGGAGAAGUGGAUAAAUAUCGAAGUGACGCAAGAGUCGACUAAUCAAGAUUUGUUGGAUGAGGAUUCAAAAUAUGCGAAGUAUGUUCAAGAUUUCCUAUCCGCCGAAAAGGACCUUAGGGAUUUGAUGGAAAAGGAGGCAGAGCUCAGCACCUGA
Lodderomyces theae is the source of this 390-nucleotide messenger RNA. RefSeq lists its product as uncharacterized. NCBI's taxonomy places the organism in Eukaryota, Fungi, Ascomycota, Pichiomycetes, Serinales, Debaryomycetaceae. The coding region runs from base 1 to 390 and encodes 129 amino acids. Gene Ontology annotation, cellular component: mitochondrial inner membrane peptidase complex. The record is from RefSeq and is a predicted model, not a curated record. The transcript has a single exon.